This is a messenger RNA of Pteronotus mesoamericanus, 432 nucleotides long. It is a transcript of the gene TNP2, whose product is annotated as transition protein 2. Gene Ontology annotation, cellular component: nucleosome; nucleus. Lineage: Eukaryota; Metazoa; Chordata; Mammalia; Chiroptera; Mormoopidae. Gene Ontology annotation, molecular function: zinc ion binding; DNA binding. Gene Ontology annotation, biological process: penetration of zona pellucida; acrosome reaction; spermatogenesis. The record is from RefSeq and is a predicted model, not a curated record.
AUGGAGAAGGAGCAGUAUACGGACACCAAGACACAGAACCCUCCCAUCAUCCACACUCAGGCCUGUAGCAACUCUCAGCCCCAAAGCCACAUCUGCAACCAGUGCAACUGCAGCCACCAUUGCCAGAACUGCAGCUAGACCCGUAGCCGGAGCCCGAGAUACAGCUGAAGCCACAGCUCCAGCCAAAGCCCAGCCAGCCACCAUAGCCCAUCCGGCCACCACAGUCGGAGUCCAAGCCCCAACCCACCACCAGGACAUGACAAACGUACCAUGCAUUCCCACCACUGUCCCCACACAACCCACCACCCAUUCUUGCAGCUACACCAAGAAAAGAAAAACUUGGGAGGAAAAGAUAAGAGGAAGGUGGUCAAGAGGAGCCAGCAGGUAUACAAAACAAACACUGAAGCUCAGGCCACAGAACUCCCCAGGUGA